AUGAACACAUGGUUCGAGCGUGCAUCGAUGCUAGUCAUUCUCCUUAAUUGCGUCACCCUAGGGAUGUAUCAGCCGUGCGCUGACGAACUCUGCGUUAACACCCGUUGCCAGAUUUUGCAGUUGUUUGACCAUUUAAUUUUCGCAUUCUUCGCCAUCGAAAUGGUGGUCCGAAUCCUGGCAAUGGGCUUUAUCGGAGGACGUAAUUCAUACCUCUCCGAAACUUGGAACCGGCUCGAUUUCUUCAUCGUCGUUGCUGGUGCGGUCGAGUACUGCCUGGACGUGGGCAAUAUGAACUUAUCAGCGAUCCGGACCAUACGAGUAUUACGUCCAUUGCGAGCUAUCAAUCGGAUCCCCAGCAUGCGCAUACUCGUCAUGCUACUGCUUGACACCCUUCCGAUGUUGGGUAACGUUCUGAUGCUCUGCUUUUUCGUCUUCUUCAUAUUUGGCAUCGUGGGAGUUCAACUAUGGGCGGGUCUACUUCGGCAGAGGUGCUAUUUGCCGACCACUUUUCCGCUCAACGAAGAGCAACUCUACGACAAAUUCAAAGUCAAGAACUACUACACUCUCGGCCAGUCGGAGCACGAUAAGGACUACAUCUGUUCUACUGAGAACAACAACGGAAUACACCGUUGCGACUUACUCCCCCAGCGUAUCUACGAGGAUGUCGUGUGUACUCGACCAUUCGAGAACAAUCUAACUGUUAUCGACCACUACGUAAACCGUCCAGAGGGGAAAUCUCCGGACCACAGUCCCCCGCGGAGUUUAAACGAUUCGUGGUGUAUCAACUGGAACCAGUACUAUACGAACUGUUCCGCAGGGGAGCGGAACCCCUUCCAAGGGGCGAUCUCGUUCGACAACAUCGGCCUAGCCUGGGUGGCUAUUUUCCUUGUGAUUAGCCUUGAGGGAUGGUCCGAUAUCAUGUACUAUGUCCAGGAUGCGCACUCCUUUUGGGAUUGGAUCUAUUUUGUCCUUCUCAUUGUGAUCGGUUCAUUUUUUAUGAUCAACCUGUGCCUGGUUGUGAUCGCUACUCAAUUUUCGGAGACCAAGAAAAGAGAAAUGGAACGCAUGCGACAGGAACGCCAGCGCGCCGGUUCAAGUUCAACCAUCUCAAUGUCGGAGAGCGCCGACUGCUAUACGCAGAUCAUUAAGUACCUGACCCACCUGGCCAGAAGGGCCAAACGAAUCACAAAGAGAUGGUACCGGCGGCGGCGCAGGCAACGAAAAAUCAAGAAGAGGCGAAAAGAAAAUGAACUGAAGGACAUAAUAGAGGAAACGGAGCUUGAGGAUCAAUCGCAUCGGCCCGACAAACAUGGACAUCGGUGCCAUUUAGAAACAAGACUCAAAACACAACAACUUACGGUGGUUGCCACAAGUGCAACAUCUGCAACCUAUGAAACCUCUACCCCAACCCGUAAAGGUAGCACGGGCGUACGAGACCAAAUGCCAUGCCCCUGCCUCGAGCAGCUGGGCCCCACGAUACGUGCUGUUUCGUAUUCGGGGGACCCAGACGAUUACUGCCAAACCCCGUACCACCUCGACAGUUUCGACCACCUCGAGCACUUUCAGCACAUCCUUCCCCGCAAGUGCACUUGUAUCUGCCUCCCUUCCUGCAGCACGUGCUCUAUUGUGCUACAUAGCGGCGAUUGUCAUAGUACUUACAAUGACAAUAGCAAUAGCUUUCUGCCGCUAGCGCAGCAGUUUCCGCUAUCUCAACAGCAGCAACAGGCACGGUCACAGCCGGAAACGGUGACGAAAAAUGGUUCGACACCGAUCUUAUGCGCGCUCAACACAAAUUCAGCGUCUGCUGCAGGAGCUCAUAUAACAACAGCCCCAGCUGGUGCAGUAGGCGCCUAUGGCGCGGACGUUGUUCCGAGCAUUUCGGCCACUGUCGACACUCAACAGCGAUACCUUGGGCAUAACGAAUGCCAAAAAAAUGCAAAUUAUAACAAUGAGCGUAACAAUAAUAAUAAGAACAGCCCUGUAAAUAGUAAUUAUAGCCGUGAUGGCCAUAGUCAAUUUGUCGUAGACAUUUGGGCGUCUUCAACAAGAGGAGCUUCGGGGUCGAAUGUUGUGGGGAUAGUAACAAAGACACUUGUCUCAUCGUUGACCCCUUCGUCAAUAGCCAAUGCUCUGCAAAGGCAACAGCAUGAUAGUGAAGGCGAUCAGUCAAACGUGUAUGUCGUACAUGACGCCGUAGAAUUAGAACCGCGCGCGGCCGAUUUCGAUCUAGCUCUUCUGGACAGAUUCUCAUCGGCUAACGUCAGUCAUGCCAGUGGCACGAACACCUAUACCGGUAAGUCCCUGUUGCUGCUGCCCCCCCCCACACCAAAUAUGCCGGAAUCAACAAGAACAACAAAAACAAUCUUACCUUUACCACUACCUCCGCCGGAACAAGCGCCUAGUAUUGUACUGCAAUCGACCGCUAGAGCCAUAACGCUCACCCCAGGCAAGCCAACAAUAACGCCCACGACACAACCGAACGACCGCGUGGGCGAAGGUCAUCUGUUGGCAUCGGGAGGCGAACUGUCGAUGGGCAGUAGAAAUAGCACAGAUAUACAAUGUCAAACUGUAGUUACUAAAGAACGCGAUACCGUUUCGAAACUAGCAGAUGCUAUACAACCAGCAGUAUUACCAGCAGCACAGGAUCCACUUCUAUCCAGUUAUCACACGAAUGCCGUAAUCGAAUUGGUUACACAAACAACUAUUGGACAACAAAAAAGUUCGUUGGCCUCAAGUUCGAAAAAUAUUAGCGUUACUAACGAUCGAGGCGCUGCCAAUACGCCGCUAAGUUAUAAAGGCAACCACAGUACCAUCACCGGCAUAAAUGGCAAUAUCACAUUCGGGAUCAAUUCCGCAGCUGAAGCGUCGAGUGUGUCCUGCCAACCCGAAGCACGAACAACCGUAUUAGUUUCGAAGAGCACCUGCAGCACAAAUAUCAAUAACACCAAUGGCUCGAGUCAUGCGGCGACAGUCGUGUCGAUCGUUUCGAGCUGUCAACCAGCUAAUAUUAGUAGUAGGCUACCGUCGGCGGCCACGGCAAGACUGACUCAGGCCAUCGCCACUGGCAAGAGCGAUCCAGCCGAUAAGCGCAUCACCCAGACUUCACGUCCGCUAGAAGGAGAGCAAGCCGCCAUCACCUCUAUCACCAAUACCAAUACAACGUCACAACCGCUACAAACCAAUACCGCUACAACUAUAAGUGCAACAACAGCGCCAGCAAAUCCUCUAUCAAUCUCAGUUUCCGUAUCUUCAUCGCCAACGAUUCUACUCCGUUCACCGGCCGCUACUACUACCACUUCUACUACAGGUAGCAAUGGUACCAACUCUGCUUUUUCUAGUCUGCAGCAGACGGCUGUUAACAGCACAACAACAUCAGCCGCCGCAGCCAGUGUCCAUUGCCCCACAACGAGUUAUUUCAUAGACGAUACUGACGGCUAUAGUAAUUUGACUGUUCCUAGCGUAAUGUCAACAGCUACUGGACAGCUACCACAACAGCACCUACCGCCACCGCCUGUAUGGUCAACAAAAAACGACAUAACACAAAUAUCAGCUGGUAGCCAACAGCCACAACAGCUGCAGCAGCAGCAGCAGAAGCCGUCCUCUGUAAAAGUAAUUACAAACAAAGAUGGAAGAGCAGGACUAGUAAUUGACAGAAAAGCGCGGCCAGAGACAACGCCAAGUCACCAAGUUGUAGUCGAAAGUAGCGGCGGGUACCUUGUUAAUAGCACCGCUAUACGCUCGCUUCAUCCACAACAUAACGUCUCUUUACCUCACCACAAUCUACCCUCUACAAUCUGUUCUUCUUCAACCUCCGCAUUAGUCCCCACUUGUUCCUCUUUUUCUUCUUAUUCUUCUCCUUCUUCUGCAACAACAGCAACAAGAUCCAUUAUUAUUUGUACCUCACCGGCCCCGCGAUUGCCACGGGUCCACCAGUCUCCAGCCAUAAGCGGUGACUUCUCUGCCCAGAGAACAACGAUAGAUUCAAUGGACCAGCAACAACGUGGGUCCAGAAACGGACAGCAAAGUCAGUCAUUAUUCCCUAUGGUAUCAUGCAGUGAACAUUCGAUUAACGUGAGCAAUUUCCCUUACGUAUCAUCCGAUUGUCAUUCACUACCAGCAUCUGCCCACCGAUCAGACGUAGCAUUAGAGAGUAAACAGGCUUCUGGGAUCGUUGCACUGCACGAAACUAGUCUGAAUCCAUCGAUGACGUAUGGAACCGACUCCCAACUAGUCUCAGGUCCCCCGUCCAUCGACGAUGAUACUGCCUUCAUCUGUGUAGGACUAGGUGGGGGAGGGCCUGUUCAACCUUUGACCAUAGAGCUUGGUUCCAAUGUAGGUGCAUCGACCGAUAUCGAACAACCGCAGCUACAACAACAGCUUCACGUCAACAAUCGACUAAGCGAAGUGGAACGCAAAAAUAACGCGUACAGCGCAGGCGAUGAUGAAACUCUGGAUUCGUGUUCGACGUGCUCCUCGUGCUCGUCCGACUGUGACUGCUCCGACGAAGACUGCGAUGGCAGACGCGGCCAGCGGAAGCACGCCAAAAAGGAACCUAGCAAAUUCAUCCGUGCUUCUCUCGAUCUCAGAGCCAAACUCAAGAUUCUCGUUGACCAUCCUAGAUUUCAGCGUGGUAUUCUCGCAGCGAUCCUGGUGAAUACUCUCUCAAUGGGAAUUGAGUACCACCAGCAGCCACAGGAGCUUACCUUGGCCGUAGAAUUAUCAAACAUCUUGUUUACAUUUGUCUUCGGCCUUGAGAUGCUCCUCAAGAUACUCGCGGAGGGUUUCGGCAAAUACAUCCAGUCGGGUUUCAACCUGUUCGACGGCAUAAUCGUCGUACUGUCGACAGCCGAACUGCUCAACCAGUCCGAAGGAUCAGGACUCUCCGUGUUAAGGACGUUUCGACUUCUCAGGAUACUGAAGCUAGUCAGAUUUAUGCCAGCAUUGCGACGUCAGUUGUUCAUUAUGCUGAGAACUAUGGAUAAUGUGGCCGUCUUCUUUGCGCUACUAAUGCUGUUCAUAUUCAUAUUCAGCUGCCUAGGUAUGCACUUGUUUGGUGGUAAGUUCUGUCAGAAGGCAGACGGCAGCCUGUGCACUUGCCAAGAUCUCGCAGACACCUCCAUCGACUGCCAGUGUGAUCGAAAACACUUUAACUCGUUCUUAUGGGCGACCGUGACCGUAUUCCAGAUCUUGACACAAGAGGAUUGGAAUAUCGUCCUUUUUAAUGGAAUGGAGAAGACGAGCCCGUGGGCCGCGCUGUAUUUCGUCGCCUUGAUGACGUUCGGCAACUACGUACUCUUCAACCUUUUGGUAGCCAUUCUCGUGGAGGGAUUUGCCGCCGAGGGUGAACGCAAGCGGAGUAUGGAAGCUCUUGCAAAUGCCGAAAACCAACAAAAAGUCAUCGAAGAAACCAACCUUGACUUUGACUGCAAGGUCAUUGAGGAAGAGGACAUAAGUAAAAACAACUUAUGUAGGGAACGGCGGCUCCAGUGUCCUAUUAUAACUCGCACUGCCGCGACGCCUCAAGGAAGCCCGAACACUACGUGUAUAGAGUUGCCACUCAUGACGCUCACUACUGAAUCCAUCGAUUCAAUUGAUCGCAGCAUCUCAGAUGCACCAGUAUCCCCGCUGUCUUUGGGACCAGAGCGGGCGUUCCCGCCAGGGCCCUUGUCGCCAAACACGUGUACUCUACAGGUGCCCGGCGAAUUCUUCAGCAGAAACAAUGGCUCGAGCUCGCGGCGACGCCGAAGGAGCUGUGUGAGUCCCGUCAACGUGGCGCAUGCUUUUCGUAAGAGCGAGUGCUGGACCUCGCAAGCAUCCGCGGCGUGCCCAGCUUCGCAGGCAUUCGGCUUCACCACUGCUUCGCCGCCCCUGGCGUCCCCGAAGUCUCAAGUCCUGAUUCGGCCCGGCUUACCCGUAUUAUUCGAUCGCAACCAGGCUUCAGUAACAUCAGCUGGUGACCCUUCCCUGGUGCCGUUGGACGGCGCCUCACCACUCGGAUCUCAUCCACAGCUGUGCGCCUCGACGCGAACAACAACAGCAGUCACGGCGAUGACACCUGCUACCGGAGGCUUUCCAUUACUGCCACCACCCAUUGGCCAGUCGCAGUCCGCCCACAUGAGUCCAUGUCCCAGUCUGUUGCCGAGUCCACUGCCGUUGACGCUGCCACCACUGCCAAAAGGCGCAUCGGCCGCUAAAGCCAAUAAAACACUAAAUAAUCAAAAAAGCGCCCCACAUUCAGCGCCAAAGCAGCUGGUGUUGACAAAGAAUGAUACAGGCAGUCCAGCUAGUCGACUGCAAGGACUCCAAGGCAACGCCGUUGUGAUCUCACCGAAGCUGAGCCGUGAGAGCUCACUGAAGAAAAAUAACGUCGACAUUGACAGUAAAACUGCAAGCGAAGGCAUUAUGAAGAAACAGUUGAACGCCGAUUUAGAAGGAAGUAUCGGUAUCGGAGGCCAGGAUAUCCAGAUGAAGGUAAUUGGCAAUUCGGGGAAGGUAGUCGCCUUCACUCAACCACCGUUAUUGCCCCCCCCUCCCCUACCCAAGCUGUUCGGCCUGUUCGAACCUCGAUGGUGUUUUAGAAACAAGGAAGACUACUCAUUAUUUGUAUUUUCACCGACAAACGCUAUUCGCGUAUUGUGCGUACGAUUGUCAGACUCGAAGUCGUUUGACUAUACCAUACUUGUAUUCAUCGCCUCAAACUGUAUUACGCUAGCGAUGGAACGGCCUAACAUCCCGCCGUCAAGCCUCGAGCGACAGAUAUUAGCUGCAGCUAAUUACACGUUUACCGUCGUGUUCGCCUUCGAAAUGGUUGUCAAGGUGAUCGCCAAAGGAUUGUGGUACGGGCCUCAUGCAUACCUCAAGAGCGGAUGGAACAAGAUGGACGGAAUGCUUGUCUCAAUUUCGCUCAUAGAUUUUAUGCUCACCAUCGUCGCAGAUGGAGGACCCCGCAUUUUCGGAAUUCUCCGGGUGUUUCGCCUUCUGCGCUCCCUUCGGCCCCUGCGUGUGAUCAACCGAGCACCGGGAUUGAAACUUGUCGUGCAGACACUUAUGUCUUCACUGAGGCCUAUCGGAAACAUCGUCCUCAUAUGCUGCACGUUUUUUAUCAUUUUUGGCAUCUUAGGUGUACAGUUAUUUAAAGGAUCAUUCUACUAUUGUGAAGGACCAGAUGUAAAGGACGUAAUGAAUAGAGCACAGUGUGAGGAGAAACCCGGGUAUCAGUGGGUCAACCGAAAGUACAACUUCGACAACCUCGGACAAGCGCUUAUGGCGUUAUUUGUGUUGUCUUCCAAAGAUGGCUGGGUAGACAUCAUGUACUCAGGCCUCGACGCAGUGGGCGAGGAUCUUCAACCGAUAGAAAACUUCAACGAAUGGCGGCUCUUAUACUUUAUCUCUUUUCUCCUACUCGUGGCCUUUUUUGUGCUCAACAUGUUCGUGGGAGUAGUUGUUGAAAACUUCCACAGGUGCCGCGAAGAACAGGAGCGUGAGGAGAGAGCUUUGCGAGCUGCCGAACGGGCACGCAAACUUGAGAAGCGUCGAAGACAACUUCGUGAGCCGCCCUAUUACGCCACUUACUCGCCCGGCCGACUAUUUACUCACAAUAUGGUGACGUCGAAAUACUUCGAUCUCGCCAUCGCGGCUGUCAUUGGCCUCAACGUUGUCACAAUGGCACUUGAAUUCUACCAGAUGCCACUCGAGCUUGAAUAUGCUCUAAAGAUUUUUAACUACUUCUUCACUGCCGUCUUUAUUCUCGAGCUGGCUAUGAAACUCAUCGCUUUGGGGGCUCCUCGAUAUUUGAUGGAUAAAUGGAAUCAGCUUGACGUUGUCAUUGUAAUAUUAUCUAUCAUGGGUAUCGUUCUAGAGGAAAUGAAGAGUGGCUUCAUCCCGAUUAACCCGACGAUCAUACGGGUCAUGCGUGUGUUACGAAUCGCGCGCGUCCUGAAACUCCUCAAGAUGGCGGAUGGAAUACGAGCUCUGCUGGACACCGUCAUGCAGGCACUGCCACAAGUCGGCAACCUGGGUCUGCUAUUCUUCCUGCUGUUCUUCAUAUUUGCAGCGUUGGGUGUUGAACUUUUUGGUAGAUUGGAGUGUAAUGACGAAUUUCCCUGCCAAGGAUUAGGAGAGCAUGCGCAUUUUCAUAAUUUUGGUAUGGCAUUUCUAACGCUGUUCCGUGUAGCUACGGGAGACAACUGGAAUGGAAUCAUGAAGGAUACUUUGCGGGACAAAUGCGACGCGGCGUCCGAUUGCGUAAGGAACUGCUGCGUGUCGCCUGUCAUCGCCCCGUUGUACUUCGUCAUCUUUGUCCUCAUGGCGCAGUUUGUCUUGGUUAAUGUGGUCGUCGCCGUGCUCAUGAAGCAUCUUGAAGAGUCCCAUAAGCAACAGGACGACGAUCUUGAAAUGGAGGCGGAAUUACUAGAAGAGGAGCUUGAACGCCAAAUGGCCGCAGCGACUGCAGUAGCUCGUCAGCAGCAAGCCGCUGCCGCGGCCGCUUUUCAGCAGCAACAGCAUAGGCCGAUCAUCAAGAUGUCAUCAUUACCUUCGAAUUUUGUCUUCUACUUCGCUUCCGAUAACAACAGCAGCAACAGCAAUAACCUCACUAGCAAUCUAAGUAACACCGCAGCAGAAGCCUCGACAGGCAACCCACCAGUAGCUAAAACCACGACUGCAACUUCAGCCGCUACAAAAAACGCUACGAAUAAGAACAAUAUGCUAGCUUCAAUAACUGCCGCCCAUAGUGAUAACGUUCACAUCACCCAAGCUCAAAUAAAUGUGAACUCGACAUAUUCGGCAAGUUGUGGCGGUUAUAACUAUUAUGAGCUCGACUCGCUGAAGAAGGUAACAGUAGCGGAUUUACGCAGUCCCCAGUCCUCGCCUGAAAAGGACGAACAGAUGGAUGAGCGACGGCUCCACCAAAUAUCAUUGCCGCAAACCUAUCCAGACUACCCGGACCCCGAAGGCGAGGAGGGCUGUGGCGUGGAAGGCAGCGGCCUUAGUUCAGCAGCAUCACGCGGCCGAAGUCAUGGCUAUGGAGCGAUAGGUUAUCAGGCUGGAGGGCCGUCCGCCUCAACUUGUUGCAGCCACAGCCCGUGUCCCGACGACAUCGACGACGAGUCCCAGCAGUUGUUUGACGACGACGAAGACACGAACCGGAAUACUUCCGCUAGAGACGAACAGGCGAUCGUCGCGUCGUUCGCUGAUCUGUCCGUCGGCGGCGAGGAGUCAUGGACAGACCUAUUUAACAGCGAUGCUAGCUGCUGGUCUUCGACUAGUUCCAGCUCGACGGGAAACGGUCAAGCGAUGACCCAGCUGCAGAGGAAGCCCCCCCUUGCAGAAGUCGACUGCAGCCUCGACGGGCCCACUUCGGAUUAGAAAAGCCGAAAUGGAACCGCUAUUGGGUAACGCGUAACAGCAGCAAGAGCAACAGAUUCCACCUCUGCUGCAAGCUCCAUCAACAAGGCGUAAAUAAAAUGAGCACACAUAUUACACAUUGGACAACAUUUUCAGUUCAAUCAGAAAUCAGAGAAGCGACAGGACGCAUGGCGAGACAAUAAAUAACAAGGGCAUAUGUAGAAAAACGUACCCCGUCGCAGCGGUUCAGUUCACUCAUAGUCCUGGUGGAACCCGUCGAACAACUUCCAGCCAAAUCACCAAUCUCUAAAAGCACUCAACCUUCCGCCAAAAUAACAUCAACAACAGGAUAUUAAUCCUAAUGCAUAGUACAGUACAUAUGAAUAUAAGCAAUUAUAAUGGGCCAAGAGCUACUUAUAUAAGCUAAUAAUGCAAAAGACAUAAAAAGGAAAGCGUGUUCAUUCUUAAGCAGCGUGACGAAUGUAAGCAUGAAAAAAGGCUAGCUAAAAGUGAGCAUAUGAUGCGUCAGUGGAGCGCAUAUAUAUAUAUAUAUAUAUAUAUAUAUAGAGAGAGCGAGAGAGAGAGAGAGAGAGAGAGAGAGAGAGAGAAAUCACUGUAAUCGAAAUUCAGCCAGCCUUGAAGAUCUACCUAAAUGAAAAUGAUUCAAUUGAACUAAAUUGAAUAGUUCAGUCAUUAUUUAAAUCAUCAUUACACCAAACAGUAGCGCUUGUUAAAUCAUUAUGAACUGAUGAUCGAGCUAUCGAUAGACUAUUGAAUUGGCGGUAAGUAUCGUCAAGCACGAGGCAAUCAGGUUUGUUCUCUUCGGUUAGAUUGGAUUGACAAUGUUAACAAAGAUCUCUUUAAUGAGUGUAUGAGGUUAGUCUCGGAAAAAUAGAUGAUUUUGACUGCAGACUAGUCAAGAAUAUUUAUUGUAUAAGUAUGGUUGACAUAACCCAUAUAUGCAGCGUGUUUGUCUUAUACUGAAGUUUCAAGUCCCCCUUAUGAGUUUGCAACGAUAUUAUCCCUUGCUAAAAUUAGGUCAACGGCACCAUUAUGGUUGAAGGGCAUAUAUUGGGAAUAUAUAAUAGAAACAAUCGAUUAGAUCUUGCCGAAAUGUUCUACGAAUGUAGAUAAAUUGAUCUUUCGUAUGCAACGAAUGCGGCAAUUAGUAUAAAUUAUAAAAUUAACGAUUAUCGAGGGUAAGCCAAUGGCACGCUUGUUGCUUGUGUUUGAUGUGUGUUUGGACGAAUCAUGAUUAAUAUUUACAGGCACACAGCAGAUAUUCUGUGCUCGAUGGUAAUAACCUGAUAAUAAUGCGAUGAAAAAAAUGGGUAUAAGGAGAGAGACAGAGUAAAAAAGACGGAGUUUCACAAAUGACCACUCCCUUGAAUGGAGUUAAAUAGAGGAACUAAACAAUCAAGUAUGCCAGUGGCACCAGUCGCCCCCAUUUCUCUCUACAUAGGCAUCUCAUCCACCUUCUAUGCAUGUUUCCGCCCCUUAAGUAUAUCUAACAUCGAUCCCCCGAAGAAAUCGAAACACAGCAAAUCUAGUGCCAGAAAAAUGGUGCGUUGUGUGUUAAGCUUUAGCGAUUUCCUUGGGCUGUUUCUUCCACUCACCCGCGCAAAACCCCAAGACAGAACCGGGACAACUGAGAGUGGUUAGAGGGUGCUACCUAGAUACGCGGAUUGAAAAAGGCGCUAAUAGCCGUGGUUUAAAAUAGGACACAAAAACAGCGAGACACAGGUACUAACAUACACUUACAAAGAUACACGAGAUAUAAAUGCAUAGUAAUAAUUAGAGAUAGUAGUAAUAAUGAUAUUAAAGUGAGUGAUACGACUAAAUGCUACUAAUCAUACAGCACAAUAGUCAAAAGAUAUAUCACUAAUAACAUACUGACGAUAGUGUACCCGUACAAGCUACCGACAGAGAGAGCGCAUUUUGUCAGCCAAAAAGUACAUACACACAUAUGAAAAGAAAUAAGCAAAAAGUCACCAACUAUUAUAAGUAUAUUUGCCAACGAGGUACAGGCAUGUGUACGCGGAUAAUACCGGUAAUGAACACUAUACAAAUAAGUGAACAGCGAAGACUAGAAUAGCGAGAACCGAUAGUCCAGAUAUGCUAUGAUUACCAUUACACGCGGUUGGGUGCGCGUCCAAGCAGCGCAAAAAGUGCCUAAACGCAGCAGAAAGUAAAGAGGCUUUGCUCGAAAACGAAACUUAAGCCUGCUACCGCUCUUACUGAAUUUAGGAAACUUAUUGUGUUAACAUUAUUUUAGGACGCAUUUACGGUACUGAAACCCCAGCUUCUAGAAAGAAAAAUGUCGCAUGUUUAUUACAGUAUCCGUAUUCCUAGAUAUUGUGCGUUAUUGUAUUGCUAUUGAUGAAAUAUUUUAAGUCCUAAAAACAUCAUUUGUAUUAUUGAUAAACGCUAGCGACCUUUAGAGUAACAACAGAAGUAAAGCGAAGCGCAUUAAGUAGGCGACCCUUGUCAGCCGGUUGGACAGGCCAAACGACCUUUACUGUUGUCUCUGUAUGUCACCAUACGGAACUGAAGGUCAGAGCACUAACGUGUAACGUACAUAAACACACAUACAGGCCGGGUCGUUUAAAGCCGCUUCAAGUGUCGUGCCGGCCGCCUUGGUACGCCAGUAGUUAAAUGUCUUAACCAGCUAAACAGCAACCACCCCAUCCGUUAGCUUGGACGAUCGCACGUACAUUUUUGUGGCAAUUUUGCCCCUGUUUUGGUCCUACCAAAUUAUAUAUAGUUAUUGCAAAAUAUAGUUCUUGCUUCUUUUUGUGCGCGGCUCUACUGUCCCGGUAUCGAUAUACAAUCUGUAGAGCUAAACGAGAAUCGCGACAAAACGAAAGUGGGGGUCUAUUUCUUGUACCCAGUUAAUUUCUUCUUUAUUAGAAAACGGACCCUGUGAGUAACACGGUGUACAACUGGUAAAAGUUAGCUGUACAAACGCGAGAGUUGAUUGAUCACACUAUGCGGCCCUGAUAUUCUUAAAGGAUUUGCGGAGAUUAGGUAAAGUGAAAAAAAUCAAAUAACAGUGAGGAACAUCUGGAGUAAGUUCUGGCUGUAUUUACUUAAGUAAAUACUUUUAAGUGAAGCAAUAGAAAACUGGUUCGAGCAAUUUCUCAUUGAUUUAGAAUUCCAACAAAAUAUUUUGCAUCUCUUAGAAGGGGUUAUGUGUGUUUCAUUGAAGAGCACAAUAGAUGGGAGGGAAGCGCCUUUUUGAAAAGUGCAAAGAUAAUAAUCAAUGAUAAUUCUAUCUUGCGUUAUUAAUGCCCGCUGCCCGAAAGUGCUCGAUUUAAAAAGCCAGUUGAAGACUGCCUCAACGUGCGCUCUGUGGAAUUAUUUACUGAAUAUGUGGCACAUGGGUGCAGCUAGCGGCAAUCCCAACUACUACGGGCGUAUAAGCCAAUCAACACCAAUACGCGAUUUUGUCGAUUGAAUAAUGCCGUGACGGCAGAAUCACAGAAGUUAAGAUGCCCUCUGCGACAGAGGAAACGGGGCAGUCGUCGCACGCACCGACGUAACUGUACAUGGCCGAACAGCAUAUAGGUUCAUGUGAAACACCAUUUUACCGAUGCUUUGUGGGGCGCGUAUGAUAUAAAUAAUGCUAUCAGAGUCAGUGGCCCAAAAGCACGAUGACGUGCAUGAUAGCAUUGUUUCGUGUAAUUUUGGUGCUGUAGAAUGAGCAACAAAUCGCGCACUUGUCAAUGCGGGCUGCUCAGCCGACAUGAUCACUCGUAAGUUGUAACGACAUUGCGCAAAGAGCGAUAGGAAAGGACGGGAUUAGCAUUGGAUUUUCGCACGAUGAAAAAAGCAUAAAAGAGCAGAAGUUGAACAGGAAGAUGUUUAACAAAACCAGCAAAAGAAAAUACUAACAGGGUUCUGCACUGGACGUCACCACAUCCUGCAUCUGGUCCUUGAGUUGACGAAUCGUAUUAGUAAUCAUUAAGAAUAAUGAAAACACUAACGCAGCAUCUUGUGUAGAAAAUGCACAGGUUACCAUAACUAAAUUACAUAUACAUUCUGAGCAUGGUGUACAGAGUAAUAACAAUAGUCGUUUAUAAGAACAGUAUCAACAUUUAUCCUAAGAAAAAAAACUCUUACUAGUAAUAAUGUUAAGGUAUUAUGAGCAACUAGAAAAGGAAUGACUGAGUUAAAAAAAAAAGUCGUUAGACAGCACAUGCUUGACCUUGGCAGUGGAUAGGUAGAAAUGAUAUGCUUGUUGAUACAUAUGAUAUUUAAGAAGUCUACAGGACAAACGGUUGAAGAGACGAGAAGUCUGACUAGUUUCGCUUAGCGGUCACUGAAAGAUUAAGUCCGCAUUGAGGUAUUGGAAAAGGGUCGCGAAGGCAGCAAAAGCAGCGGAUGAGCAUCACAGUAUAUAGUAGUAAUAGUAAUGAAUAAAUAAUGGUAAUACAUAACUAGCGGUAUAUACAGAUAGUUUAUUCAGUGAUUUGUAAUCGGUCAUUAUCCGGCACUAAUAGGGAUAAUAAUAAUAAUUAUAUAACAUGUUACAAUAUAAUAAGAAGUAUCACAUAAUUAUAAAUACAGUUUCUAGUAAUAACAGUAAAAGCGUUCAGAAACGGGCGCAGUUAGCUGAUUGACAUGAUUGUACACACAGAUGCAAGCGAAGCCGUCUAUCUUCAAAAGUUCAGUUAUAGAAAAUUAUGUCAAACGGUGUAAAAUUAGGUAGCGGUGCUGCAGGGCUUUUAGACAUUAUCUAAUAGCUAUUAUUUUCAUUGAAUCUGUACGUGAAAAAGUAAUAUAAUAAAUAUGGCGUAUGGUGUCCAUGGC
Molecule: messenger RNA, 14157 nt
Organism: Varroa destructor (honeybee mite)
Lineage: Eukaryota; Metazoa; Arthropoda; Arachnida; Mesostigmata; Varroidae
Gene: Ca-alpha1T
Product: Ca[2+]-channel protein alpha[[1]] subunit T
Biological process (GO): membrane depolarization during action potential; calcium ion transmembrane transport; calcium ion import
Cellular component (GO): plasma membrane; voltage-gated calcium channel complex; neuron projection
Molecular function (GO): low voltage-gated calcium channel activity; voltage-gated sodium channel activity
Source: RefSeq, a predicted model, not a curated record